Tupaia belangeri chinensis (Chinese tree shrew) is the source of this 813-nucleotide messenger RNA. Its product is annotated as keratin-associated protein 10-12. Gene Ontology annotation, cellular component: keratin filament. The record is from RefSeq and is a predicted model, not a curated record. NCBI's taxonomy places the organism in Eukaryota, Metazoa, Chordata, Mammalia, Scandentia, Tupaiidae.
ACCCACAUGGCCACCUCCAUGUCUGUCUGCUCCAGCAACCUGAGCUAUGGCAGCCGGGUCUGCCUGCCUGGUUUUUCUGAGUCCUGCACCGGCUCCUCCUGGGAAGUGGACGACUGCCCAGAGAGCUGCUGUGAGCCUCCCUGCUGUGCCCCCAGCUGCUGUGCCCCUGUUCCCUGCUGUACCCCCAGCUGCUGUGCCCCGGCCCCCUGCCUGACCCUCAUCUGCACACCAGUGAGCUGUGUGUGCAGCCCCUGCUGCCAGGCAACCUGUGAGCCCAGCCCCUGCCAAUCAGUGUGCACCAGCUCCUGCACACCCUCGUGCUGCCAGCAGUCUAGCUGCCAGCCAGCUUGCUGCACCUCGUCCCCCUGUCAGCAGGCCUGCUGUGUACCCAUCUGCUGCAAGCCCGUGUGCUGUGUGCCUGUCUGCUCUGAGGUUUCCUCUCCCUGCUGCCAGCAGUCCAGCUGCCAGCCAGCUUGCUGCACCUCGUCCCCCUGUCAGCAGGCCUGCUGUGUGCCCGUCUGCUGCAAGCCCGUGUGCUGUGUGCCUGUCUGCCAAACCUGUGUCUGCCAGCAGUCUGGCGGCCAGCCAGCUUGCUGCUCCGUUCCCUGUCAGCAGGCCUGCUGUGUGCCUGUCUGCUGCAGACCCUCGUCCUCUCUGUCCUUGCUGUGCCGCCCUGUGUGCAGACCUGCCUGCUGUGUACCUGCCUCUUCCUGCUGUGCCCCUGCCUCCAGCUGCCAGCCCAGCUGCUGCCGCCCAGCCUCCUGUGUGUCCCUGCGCUGCCGCCCUGCCUGUGCCCGUCCAGCCUGCUGUUGA